Molecule: messenger RNA, 912 nt
Organism: Dovyalis caffra
Lineage: Eukaryota; Viridiplantae; Streptophyta; Magnoliopsida; Malpighiales; Salicaceae
Source: the annotation of a GenBank genome assembly
AUGCCAGAUUUGGCGUUGCUUUGGUUACUAGGGUAUGCAUUAGCAGGGGCAUCCAUGUCAUGGGCUACUAUUGAUAGUUACCAAAUGCAAGUCCAAAACCAGUGCAGCUAUACUAGAUAUCCAGGCCUCUGUCUCCAGACCAUGAAGGAGUUCCAAAAUCACCAUCCUGUAGAUAUCAUGUCUGCUCUUCUUAACAAAACAAUAUCUGAGACCAGACUGCUGUCUAAUUCCUACUUCGAAAUACUAAGCUCCCAAUUGCAAGUCCAAGAAGCGGAACGUGCCCUCUCCGUCACAGCCUACUGCAAAAACAUGAUGAGUAUGUCUCUGAAACAGUUAGAGCAGUCGUUAUUGGCACUCAAAGAUUCUCCAAGAAAAAACAAGCAUGACAUACAGACAUGGCUAAGUGCUGCUUUGACCUUUCAACAAGCUUGUAAAGAUUCAACCGAGAGCCUUGGUCUCUCUGGUGAACACAUGCCAGAUAUUUCUAGCAAAAUGGAUUCUCUCUCUCAACUGGCCAGUAACUCUUUAGCCCUACUCAACAGGAUUACUGGUAAUUAUGGGACUAAGCUGAAAAACAGCACAAAAAAUCAAAGCGUAGAGGAGGAAUCGCAAGGUUUUCCCAAAUGGGUAUCGACGAAAGAUCGAAAACUACUUCAAACAAGCACCAUCAAGGCCAAUGCUGUGGUCGCAAAAGAUGGAACAGGGAAUUACAAAACGAUAUCGGAAGCUAUCAACGCUGCUCCUGGGAGACGGUUUGUGAUUUAUGUGAAGUCAGGAGUUUAUAAAGAAAAAAUUCGUAGCAAUAAAGAUGGUAUCACCUUAAUAGGAGAUGGUAAAUACUCUACUGUAAUUGUUGGUGAUGACAGUGUUGCUGGUGGCUCCUCCAUGCCUGCCUCUGCUACAUUUAGUUAG